Messenger RNA from Trichomycterus rosablanca, 1876 nucleotides. It is a transcript of the gene cdcp2, whose product is annotated as CUB domain containing protein 2. The record is from RefSeq and is a predicted model, not a curated record. Lineage: Eukaryota; Metazoa; Chordata; Actinopteri; Siluriformes; Trichomycteridae. The transcript is spliced from 6 exons. Bases 1 to 1602 code for a protein of 533 amino acids.
AUGGGUUUGAGGAUUGUGGUUUAUCUUCACCUGCUCUGCAUGUUUGGAAAGGUUGCUUCCAAAAAAGGUGUUAAAUGUGGAGGGAUCCUCUCCAGCUCCGGCGGGAACAUCUCCAGCCCCAACUUCCCCGGUCUCUACCCCUACGACGUGGACUGCUCCUGGCUGAUCGUGGUGUCCGAGGGUUCCUCGGUGCUCCUGACGUUCCAUCACUUCCAGCUGGAGUUCCACCCCGACUGCGCCUACGAUUACGUAAAGAUCUACAACGGCGUGGCGGAGGACGAGGGGAACCUGCUGGGGAGGUUCUGCGGGGACGCCUCGCCUCCAUGCUUCAGCUCCUCCUGGAACAUCAUGUCCAUCAUCUUCCACUCCGAUCGACACGUGGCGUACACGGGCUUCCUGCUGGGGUACAAGAAAGAUAUGUGUGGCGGGGUGCUGACGGGACUCUCGGGCGUGAUCUCCAGUCCCGGAUACCCUCACGAGUACAGUAACAACGCCGAGUGCUGGUGGACGGUGCUGGUGUCCAACCGCAGUGUGGUCACUCUGGAGUUCCUGGACUUCCAGCUGGAGAACAACGACGGAUGUAACUUCGACUACGUGGCGCUGUUCGACGGUCCGACGGUUCAACACCGUCACCUCGGUAACUACUGCAGUAAUGAGAGACCACCGGUCACCGUGACGACCACCAAUCAGCUGCUGGUCAUGUUCAGGUCAGACUUCAACAUCGGAGGACGAGGAUUUAAAGCUCACUAUUACUCAGGCGAGUGCCAGCAGGUGUUCAGGACCAUCCGUGGGAAUUUCACCAGCCCGAACCACCCCGGCAUCUACCCCAACAACAUGAACUGCCACUGGAGCGUGGUGCUGGCGCCGGGUUACAGGAUCAAGCUGUUCUUCCCGGCGCUGGAGCUGGAGGAUCGGAACAGCCUGACCGGUUCCUGCGAUUUCGACUCGGUGUCGGUGUAUGACGGGGGUGACCGGACUGACCCCGUGCUGGGGCACUGGUGUGGGACGGAGCAGCCUCCCGCUUUGACGUCCAGCACAAACAAGAUGCUGGUGGUCCUCGACACGGACAGGAACGUGGCCUUCAGGGGCUUCACGGCUACCUACACCGGAGUGGUACCAGUCAACGUGAGCUGCACCAGAACCGAGUUCCAGAUCCAGAUCUCCCAGCAUGCUUUGCCUCAGCUGGACCGUGAGAAAGUGUACCUGGGAAACCCGUCCUGCUCCGCCCACAUGACGGCGACCGGCUACAAGAUCCUGGCUCGGUUCGUGAACUGUGGAACCGCAGGUCAGAAACGCCGGAACAUCACCAUGCUGGUGAACACGCUGUACAUCGACCUCUCGGACGGCGGCCGGCGGGACGUCCAGGAGUACGAGGUGCAGUGCGACGCUCAGAGGAAAGUGGCCACGGUCAGCAUCAUCACGGCGGAGGACCGGAUCCGCCUGGACGAGCUGGCCCGCCUGGCCGAGCGCUCGAAGGUCCAGACGGACGUGGCGGGAGCGGAGACGGAAGCUCACGAGACCAGCGACAUCGUCUUCAUCAGCGUCUGCGUGCUGGCCGUCAUCCUCAUGCUGAUCGCCAUCGUCUGGCUGGUGCUUCUGUAGACUGGACGUUCCGUAGAAACUCAAAACAAUGCAUCAUGGGAUGCCAGGCAGUGGCACAUUCGGUUCCAAUAAUGUGAACAGAACUCACACAGUCCCAGUUAGACCAAGACUUAGGACUAAAAUGCAAGAGACCAAAUUAAAACUCACCCACGUUCUUAACGGCUCAUCCAAUCAGGGUCACGGGGGGUGCUGGAGCCUAUCCCAGCUUUUCAAUGGGCGCAAGGCACACAGGAACACCCUGGACGGGGUGCCGGUCCAUAUCAGGGCACACACA